ACCCAGACUACAUGGAGGUACAGACACGGUUCAGGGUGAUCGCAUUUGCUGUUUGCCUGCUGACUCUCAGCGAGCUUCUUAGCGCAGAGAGCUAUGGGCAGCCAGGGGCUCUGUGCGAGAUGGGGGGAGGGGGCGUCAUGGGAACUUGCGAGAACGUUUUCGACUGCCUCCAGACUGGAGGUGUCGUGAGAAGAGAAGGCAAAGUUAACGUCUGUUUCCAAGAUGGUCUAACAAUUUACGUGUGCUGCAGGAAACCCCAUCUUGUAGCGAGAGAAUUAUGCGACGCCUGGAGUCAUUACUGGCAACGAGAUGAUGGGAGAUGCGAGAUCAAGCAUCCACUGAUAUUUGGAGGAGAAGAAGCCAACAUAGGAGAAUUUCCUCACGCAGUCCUCGUAGGGAAGCGUUACAGAAGGCGUAUUACCUCCUACGAUUGCGGGGGGACUUUGAUCUCUCCCCACUUCGUGCUGACGGCCGCUCACUGCCUAGAGGGCGCUAUGCAUGAAGACAUAACACUUAUGGUCAGACUCGGAGAACACAGCCUGGACCACGACGCUACACUGGAAACCAUUCAGCGCCUCCAGGGUCCAGUGCCCUCUGCGUUAUAUGGAGCAGAUGCCCUAAAUUUCGAUCCGAAUGAUAAUACCACAAACAAAGCUCCUGUGGAGCAGGAGAUAAAAGUGGAGAGGGCGUUUGUUUAUCCAGAUUAUACCUUCCACAAACACACUUACCACGACAUAGCUCUAUUGCUGCUGGAACAUCCAGCAAAACUAACGGCUCGAGUUGUCCCAGCUUGUCUACCAUACCAGUUUCCGGCCGAGGGAUACGUGGGUCAAAAACUUACUGUGGUUGGAUGGGGCAAAACUCCUUCCAGCAGAACGUCCCAGACGCUACAAAAAGUCAACGUGACAGUUAUCGACCGCUUGAGGUGCUCCGUCACCGAAGCCAACCAUCUAACAACUAACCCCAUUGGAAUCACAGAGGAUAUGAUCUGCGCAGGCGACGUGGGAAAAGAUUCGUGUUCGGGUGACAGCGGCGGUCCACUCACGAUUCGGAGCUCAAAGAACUCUUCUUGCGAACAUACGGUUGUGGGCGUGGUCAGUUACGGAGUAGGUCCCGCGGGCUCACGCUGUGGCCUUCUAGGAGUGUACACCAGGGUAUCGUCCUAUCUGGACUGGAUCACCGGGUACGUAGCCCCGCACGGUGUUGGGCAUCGGCAGCAAACGGAGGAUGAAACAGUCGAUGACACCGGCAGUCAGGGUCGUCAUUCAAAUCAGAACUUGACCGAAGACAGCAAAGAAUAUUUGGGAAAGUCGUUACAUGGCAUCCAACCACCAGGAGCCGAUGAGGAUGGCAGCUUUCCGGGAACUGAACCAGCUCCUCUUAAUUUUGAUCCAAAGGAAACCGAGCUAAAUCCUCCCUCCUUUGAAAGUACAGAGGGUCCACAGGAAAUGCCUUAUAUGAACCCAGAUGAUGAUAUGACAGAUGUCUGGUUCCCGUUAUUCAAAUAGUUGUGUAGGGGAUUAUCAGUAAAAAGUGAGAGUCUGACAUAUCGCAGAUAAUGUUAUCUAGAAGGAUAUUUUAUUCUCUUUUUUAUCUGCAAUUUAUGUUUUAUAACUUUAGUGUAACGUGUUUGCAAUCGGAUUUUAACUAUUUGAGCAAGAAUUUUUUUCUCAAACUACGAUUAGACUGAUCAUCAUCGUAGUUUGACAUAUGAUAGGUUAAAUAUAACAUUUUAAAGGGGGAGUUUGAACUAGGAUUUCGACUUUUUUAAUCUCUCACUCUACUUUAUAACUAACAAGUUCAAGUGUUUUGAAAACAAAUGUUUGAUGUUUUUCAAACAAGAAUUUGAAUGUUCCAGGUUUGAACAAUGAAAACCCUGAGCCGACUUUACUGAUUUCUGAUAAAAGCAUAGGUUCUAACUGCUUGAUUAAUUUAAACAUUCACUUGUGAAGUCAUUGUGCAAUUGAAUCCUAUAUUAUCAAAAGGAUUCAUUGCACGUAAAUUCGUCACAGUGUUGUUUUUACCAUUGCUACGACUUCAACCGAAGAGGUCACUGAUAGCUGUUGAAAUGUUAUAGAACUAAAGCUUGGUCAUAAUUUGGGCUAUUCAUACAAUUUUAUGAUAAUGAGAAGCGUCAAAGUGUUAUGGAAAUAAACAAGUAGAAAAUGCGCCGAAGUUUCUUCGGCGUAGUUGAGUUUUCUGUACAGUGUAUAAUCAAGCCCACCGAAAAUAUAUCUUACCUUUCGGGGGUCUCAGUAUAAUGCUGUAUGAGACGCGGCCCAAGAAAAUCUCAACCGACCGUGGUGGCCUGUGUUGUUGACUUGCCAGAAGCACGAUCAUGGCUAAAUUUAACCUUAAAUAAAUUAAAAAAAAAAAAAAAAAAAAACUGCUGAGGCUAGAGGGCUGCUAUUUGGUAUGUUUGGUGAUUGAAGGGUGGAUGAUCAGCAUUCCAAUUUGCAGCCAUCUAACCUCAGUGGUUUUUACGAUCUGAAGUGCGGACAGCAAAAUUGCGGACAGACAGACAAAAGCCAUCUCAAUAGUUUUCCUUUACACACAACUGAAAAACGGUCAAAAUACUGAGUCUCAUUAUAUGUAUGUACUAAGAGUUUUCCCCGCGAUAUUGCGAGUUGCUGCAUAUUCGCUCAAAAACAUAAAAUUUUUUGUUCAGACUUCGUGGCUUUUUAAUUUGGUAAUGUUUUUCACAGUACAUCGACUACUCAACACUACUUAUGACCAGUUUCCAGAGCAAGCUUCCACUCAACAGAAUCCCCUUACUGGAAGAAAAAGAGAGAAUAGGCCUUAGAAAAGCCAUGAACAUGACAUUAAACACAAUGAAAUUUUCACUAAAAGCUCCAACAUUAUUUAGUACUUUAUAUAAAGCAGUAUAAACAGCAAAUAAAAAGAAGUAUUAGACAUAUAUGUGCUUUGGAUUAGGUUAUUGAAUACACAUAUACCUUUAUUGACCAAGAGACCACAUACUGACCAUUCAAUUCAAGUAUGUUGACAAUUCUCUCUCUCUCUCUCUCUCUCUCUCUCUCUCUCUCUCUCUCGUUAACUUUCAUUUCGUUGGCCAUGCAAUUACUACAGGAUGCAGGAUCCUUUCAUAGGAAAAAUGAAAUUUCCAUUAACUAACAAGGAAACGAGUAAAUGUGAUUUCCCGUAGGUAUAACCAGUGGUGUCACUAGCGUUGGUGGCACCUGGCCGGACUCAGAAAGUGCCGCCCCAUUCCCGUGCUAGAAAAAAAGUAUUAAGUGGUGAAACUUUAAACGCACAUUUUAAGCCUUAACAUCUCAGUCAUUUAUUUUAUUUCAUAAAGCUGAAACAAACAAACAAAAAAACACACAGAAGAUUUGCAACGCUGUUGUAAAUCGCUGUUCAGUGUUCCGAUCAGACCACCAGACCUGCUCAAGAAAUGCCGAGUGCCCACCGACCCCGGACAGUACCAUCCAAGGCCAACCGCCCCCCUCCCCCCCAACCCCCUUUAUUUACGCCACUGGGUGUAAUGAUAAAUUUUGAGAUUACCAGUGUGAGCAUUUAUGAUUUAACUACACCUGAUUAGCAUUUACAAGAAAAUGUUGAAGAAAUAAGUUCCAUCUACGUAUAUUGUAUGUUUUUAUUCAGUUAUAUGUCACUUCGUACAAGGAACCAAGAGGUUUAAAUAUAGCUAAAAGAGAUUAAAACAUGGCUACUCAAAUAUAAUGAACACCAUUAAUCCAAAGUGGAUGAAGCCGGUUAUCAAAGUUUACUAGUCUGUUCUAUUGGUUUCACAUGUGAGGACAAUAACACUAAAUGCUUUGAUAGAGUUGGAAUAGUCAUGAGGGUGAAAGCAGAAGAAUUCUAUUCUAGAAAGAUAAAAGGGCUUGAUUUCAUCAUGUGACACUGCGGUUUAACUAUAAAGUAUUUCAACUGAUGAUAGACAAAGACAUGGUCGAACACAGAACUGUGUACUAAGUCAUAACAAAAUAAGAAAUUCCUUAAUUCCGUGGUCGAUUUCUAUAUCACUUUGUGCUGUGUUUCUUGACUAUUUGAUACAAUAUAUUAUACACUAUUCCGUUAUCUUUAGUCAUUUCAAUAUAAUAUACAUAUAU
This is a messenger RNA of Macrobrachium nipponense, 4088 nucleotides long. RefSeq names its product phenoloxidase-activating enzyme 1-like. The coding region runs from base 12 to 1508 and encodes 498 amino acids. The transcript is spliced from 8 exons. Gene Ontology annotation, molecular function: serine-type endopeptidase activity. Lineage: Eukaryota; Metazoa; Arthropoda; Malacostraca; Decapoda; Palaemonidae. Gene Ontology annotation, biological process: proteolysis. The record is from RefSeq and is a predicted model, not a curated record.